CCUCUAUCUAUUUUGCUUCUUCACUUGUUUUGUGGAUAAAAAUUGUAAAUGUUCUACACUCUGAGAACUAAAGGUAACAUGAAGGUAUGGACAUGGCUUUGUUGGACUGUAAUAUUUGCAUCAACUUGUAUCUGCACAUCAAAAGCGGAAGAUGGUACAAACGACAAUAGCCUUGGCUAUCCGACGCUGAAUUUCACUAUCAACGUCAAAGACAAGGAGGGCUAUACAAGAUUUCUUCAAUCUGUAAGAGAUCAAUUGACAAGCGGAAACCAAAUCCAUGGAAUAUCGGUAUUGCCCGAUAUAUCCACUUUGCCUGUUUCGCAACGGUUUCUUUUACUCAAACUUUCAAGUUCAGCUACAACACCCAUUACAUUAGCUCUGGAUGUUGCCACUGCAGGUGUAGUUGCUUAUGGGUUUCAAAAUCAAUCCUACUUCUUUAAUGAUAAGCUUGCAUUUUCUAAUCUUUUCAAUGACACAAAGCAAAAUACGCUUCCAUUUGGAAGUAGCUAUGGUGAGCUUGAAAAUAGUACAGGUAUGCCAAGAAGUAAAAUUGAUCUGGGACUAUUGCCACUAAAUGAAGCUGUCAGCAACAUUGUUGCUAACAACAUUAAGACAGAGGACUUGGCUUCCUGCUUGAUAGUUGUUAUGCAAAUGGUUUCAGAAGCAGCGAGAUUCAGAUACAUCGAACAUCAAGUGCGUUGGAGCACUGAAAAAGGGCAAAGAUUUCGCCCAGAUGGUACCAUCUACAGCCUUGAGAACAACUGGGAAGCUCUCUCAACUGCAGUUCAAGAAUCUAGAGGAGGAGUUUUUUCCGAGCCAGUUCAACUACAAAGGUUGAACGUUAAGUUCAAUUUGGAUAGCGUGACUAGAGAAUUAGUUGCCAACUUGGGGCUCAUGUUAUUUAUCAGUUGCAAAGAUAAUUCAACCUCAUCUGGUGGUGGUGGUUGUGCAACUGAUUUUGAGCCUACAGUGCGUAUUCUUGGUCGAAAUGGUCUAUGUCUUGAUGUGAGCGAUGAAAUUUAUAGUGAUGGAAACAAAAUUCAUAUGUGGCCAUGCAAAUCUAAACCUGCAGCCAAUCAACUAUGGACCUUGAAAAGAGAUGGAACACUGCAAUCUAAUGGGAAGUGCUUGACGGCUAAUGGGUCUAAUCCAGCAGGAAAUAAUGUAGUGAUUUAUGAUUGUCAAACUGCAAUGCAUAAUGCUACUCAGUGGGCAAUAUGGGACAAUGGAACCAUCAUAAACCCUCAAUUUGGGCUAGUUUUGACGGUAAAUUCAGGAGAUAAAGGUGCAUUAUUAACGUUAGAGAAAAACAUUUAUGCUUCUAGUCAAGGUUUUCUUGCCACUAAUAAUACACAACCUUUUCGCUCACCCAUUCUUGGGCAAAAUGAUCUUUGCUUGCAAACAAACGGAACAAAAGUAUGGGUUGUGGAGUGUGUAAGUAACAGAACAGAGCAAAAAUGGGCUUUGUAUGCAGAUGGUUCGAUACGGCCACAACAGAAUAAAGAUGACUGCCUUACUUGCAAUAAAUUAGAUGCCAAAGGAACGAUCUUUACUAUCGAUUCUUGUUCCUUGGCAUCGUCUGGUCAGCGUUGGGCGUUUCGAGACGAUGGCAUAAUUUUCAAUUUACAGAAUGGAAUGGUAAUGGAUGUUAAAAAGAUAGAUCCAAGCCUUGAGGAAGUAAUCAUUUGGCCAUUCAAUGGAGGACGCAACCAGAGAUGGUUACCGCUACUUUGAUCAUCGAUGCUAUGUAUUUAUUUGCUUACAUGUGUAUUUAGAAUAAGGAUAUCGUACAAUAAGAGCACAGCUGCGUGUGACAUUCCUGUGCUAGCUGAGUUGUCAAUAUGUAUUGAAAUGUAUCUUUCUAUAAUAUAAUCAUAACUUUUAGUGGCUCAA
Jatropha curcas is the source of this 1893-nucleotide messenger RNA. Its product is annotated as ricin-like. Gene Ontology annotation, biological process: negative regulation of translation. The record is from RefSeq and is a predicted model, not a curated record. Gene Ontology annotation, molecular function: rRNA N-glycosylase activity. Lineage: Eukaryota; Viridiplantae; Streptophyta; Magnoliopsida; Malpighiales; Euphorbiaceae.